AUGCGUUUAGCAUUAUAAGGUGGUUUUUUUGAAUGCUCAUUGAUUACUUGUAAUUAAAACUAAAUUUCCAGCCAAGUUAUCAAACCAAUAAAUAGUGUCAAUUUAAAUUAUUUCAUUUUUAACCUAACUAAGAAUGCUACUCAAAAGAUUUGCGUGAGUAAAAUUCCAGGAUACUCAUUUGCAUUAAAAGCUCCUUUAUAAAAUUAAUGUGAGAGCUAUGAAAAGUAUUGUGAUUUUCAUACUACAAAUAAAGAUACAUUUGAUUUAGAUUAAGGGUAUUGCAUUCCGAAAGAUAAAGAAUGUUAAAUUUAGGGAGUCAAUCUUGGAAGUUAUACUCAAACAGUUGUUGAUUAGCUCCCUAUAGUUGAUAUCAGCAUAUCUACCAAAUAAAAAAUAGAUGCAUAUAAUGUAAAUGUUUAUGACACAAUAAACGCAAAAACCUUACUGAAGAUGAAUAAUAUAACAUAUGAUUCUCGCUAUCAAUAUUUUCUUAAUGAAGAAUAUUAAAUUAAUAUUAUCCAUAUGCCAAGAGUUAAGCUUAGAUGUAGAUAAGAACUAUAGUAGAAUCUUAGAAAUUACAUGGGAGUAGAGAGUGCCUAUUAAAUCAGCUUAGCUCUUCUUAUUCUUUCAGCUCUUUCAUGUGCAAUCAACUUUUUGUAUACUGGAUUGGGAGAUUUACAUGAAAUGACUAUGUGCCAAUCUAGUUGUUAAAAAUAUUGUGAAUUAAAAAGAGUAUAAAUAAAAAAUUCUCCUUUUAAGAAUUCUAUGAUUAUUUUUAAACCUGUUUUGCUUAUAAUUAUAAUUAUUUUAAAUUGUGUUAUGAUUCCUUGUUAUGUAAAUAUGGUAGACUAUAUGAUUUAUAUGAUUAAUGAUUUAUGUCUUGAUUAGUUUAACUUAUACAGCUUUAAUGUUUGCAGGAAUAUAAUUACUGUUUGA
This is a messenger RNA of Tetrahymena thermophila SB210, 936 nucleotides long. RefSeq names its product transmembrane protein, putative. The transcript is spliced from 3 exons. Lineage: Eukaryota; Ciliophora; Oligohymenophorea; Hymenostomatida; Tetrahymenidae. The record is from RefSeq and is a predicted model, not a curated record.